Messenger RNA from Juglans microcarpa x Juglans regia, 531 nucleotides. Its product is annotated as oleosin 16.4 kDa-like. Bases 16 to 477 code for a protein of 153 amino acids. The record is from RefSeq and is a predicted model, not a curated record. NCBI's taxonomy places the organism in Eukaryota, Viridiplantae, Streptophyta, Magnoliopsida, Fagales, Juglandaceae. Gene Ontology annotation, biological process: seed oilbody biogenesis; lipid storage; response to freezing. The transcript has a single exon. Gene Ontology annotation, cellular component: membrane; monolayer-surrounded lipid storage body.
AUCCAAUCGUCGUGAAUGGCUGACCGUCCACAACAGCUCCAAUUCCCGCAACGCCACUAUAACGGUGGUCCAAAGUCCCAAAGAGGCCCAUCGGCGGUAAAAGUCAUAGCAGUCCUUGGUGGCCUUCUCGUGGGCGGCACUUUGCUUGCACUUGCUGGUUUGACGCUCAUCGGCAGUGUCAUUGGGCUUGCUAUCACCACCCCACUUUUUAUCAUCUGCAGCCCUGUGCUUGUUCCGGCCGCGAUUGUUAUGGGCCUCGCUAUCGCUGGGUUUUUUAGCUCGGGAGCUUUGGGGUUGACAGGGCUAGCAUCGCUAUCCCGGGUCUUCAAUUACCUCCGACAGGCCAGCAGAUCCCUCCCGCAGGAGAUGGACCAGGCAAAGAGGCGCAAGCAAGACAUGACAGCUUAUGUGGGCCAGAAGACUAAGGAAACGGGCCAAGACAUCCAGAGUAAGGCCCAAGAGGGAAGGAGGACGUGAAAGGCAGGCUAGAGGUUUCAACUUUGAAGGACUAUCCCUCCGCGAAAAUCAAAU